AUGGAGUACCCAGACGUACCCGAACAGCCAUCCCCAUCUCCCCCGGCCUCCCCCAUUCCGGACCGGCCAACAUCACCGGACCUCCCACUCACCAUGACUGCCUCAGCCGUUCUCACCGCGUUACCUCAAGAUGCUAGUUCAGCGCUCGCUAGUGCUGGCGAAUUUGAGCAGGAACGCAUUCUUAUCCGUUUCAAGGCUGUCGGAUCUGCUCCUCAACUGAAGCGCGAAGUGCGACGAAUAGGCGCGACGCAGAAGUUUGAAGCUGUCGUGUCUCACCUGCGCAAGGCGCUUCGGCUUAGCCCGACGGAUGGCUUAUUCCUCUACGUUAACAGUGCAUUUGCACCCGCUUUAGAUGAAAUUGUCGGCAACUUGCAUAGGUGCUUUAAGGAUUCAAGCGAUCAGUUGAUCGUGGUGUAUUCGAUCACCCCUGCGUUUGGAUGA
Annulohypoxylon maeteangense is the source of this 441-nucleotide messenger RNA. Its product is annotated as ubiquitin-like autophagy protein Apg12. The transcript is spliced from 2 exons. Gene Ontology annotation, biological process: autophagy of mitochondrion; autophagosome assembly; C-terminal protein lipidation. Bases 1 to 441 code for a protein of 146 amino acids. The record is from RefSeq and is a predicted model, not a curated record. Lineage: Eukaryota; Fungi; Ascomycota; Sordariomycetes; Xylariales; Hypoxylaceae. Gene Ontology annotation, cellular component: cytoplasm; phagophore assembly site membrane; Atg12-Atg5-Atg16 complex.